Molecule: messenger RNA, 1259 nt
Organism: Parastagonospora nodorum SN15
Lineage: Eukaryota; Fungi; Ascomycota; Dothideomycetes; Pleosporales; Phaeosphaeriaceae
Exons: 2
Coding region: 550-1140 (196 amino acids)
Molecular function (GO): NAD binding
Source: RefSeq, a predicted model, not a curated record
GCCCUGCGCCCUGCAUACUGCAUACUGCAUACUGCAAUGCGCCAGGGUAGAUGAAAUAUAAACAUGGCUUGCGGACUGUUAAGCACGAGCUGCACCCUUGCUCUCCUGCGAACCCCACGUCAUCAUGCACCACCACAUCGUAGCCCUGGAGUCACAGCAUCAGCCUCUCCCCGCUGACGGCUUCGACAUCCCCAACACGCUCACUGUGUACCAACGCACAACGCGGGAAGAGCUGCACGACCGCAUCCGCGAUGCCACCAUCCUCAUUACGACUACGGUGAAGCUUGACGCCGCCACGCUGCACCCCGAGAUAACGCCCCACCUGCAGUACAUCGCCAUAUCAGCCACAGGCACCGACCCUGUCGACCUCGCCGCUGCCAAAGCACGCGGUAUACGCGUGACAAAUUGCCCUGGUGCGAACCUCGAUGCUGUCUCUGAGCAUGCCAUCAGCUUGUACUUCGCAGCACGGCGGCGCACCGUGCUGCUCGACCGCAAGACUCGGGAACACCCGAGCCGAGUGGAAGAGAGAAGGGCACGCUGAACAAGUACAUGCGGCUCCCCGAUGGGUCGCCCCCCUUGACUUGCAAGGAGGAAGUGCUCGGGGUCGUCGGAUACGGUGGUCUAGGACAGCGUAUUGCGGGACUGGGGCGCGCUCUGGGCAUGAAGGUUCUGGUGGCUGCGCGAAAAACGUCUUCGCCGGGCGGCGCAGAGCCUACACCAAGUCUGGCGAGCGACCGCGUGACGUUUGACCAUGUCCUCAAAAGAGCGACCGUGCUUGUCCUAUCGCUGCCCCGCGUACCGGAGACAAUGAAUCUCAUUUCCACAGCGGAGCUCGCGCAAAUGAAUCCCUACGCCGUAAUCAUAAACAUCGCGCGAGGUGGGAUUGUGGACGAAGCAGCAGUCGCACAGGCCUUGAAAGACAAGCAGAUCGCAGGCUAUGCCACGGACGUAUAUCACGUCGAGCCACUCGACGGACCAGAGGACACGCCCCUUCUCGCCGAAGACGCAAAAGACCUGAACAUCACCAUGUCCCCGCAUCUAGCUUGGUUCUCACAACGCACGUUGAAGAACUUGGGCGACAUCUUGAAAGAGACCGUCGAGAGCUGGGCGAAGGGUGAGGAGAUCAAUGUCAUAGUGUGAACAUUCUCUCAACUUCUCUUGCGGCGCUUUCACAGCGAGAACAGACUUCGCACUCGCCAAACAUAUCACAACGAGCGAAAACACUAGAUUCGCAAUGUAGGAAUGCACUACUACCCUCC